AUGGACCGCCCAACCAUGACCGCGUCCUCUUCCUCGAGCAGCACGCGGCCCAACCCGUGGAUGCUCACCGAGGAGAACCACUGGUGCCAGUGGCUGCAACGGGAAUCCAAGAUCUCCCGCUACCAGUGUCUCCACGAAAACAACGAGCCACCGAUUGGGGAAGGAACGUAUGGGCGGGUUUGGAAAUACCUGGACAAAGAAGCGAAGGACCCGGACCGAGGAGCUUUACGGGCGUUGAAGGAGAUUUUCGUGCGAGCCCGGUCCCACGUAUGGAAGUGUCAGAAUCGAAAUUGACAAAAUCGAAAAAUUUGUAAUGCACAAAAUCGAUGUCAGUUGGAGCCUCAGUUUCCAAGUGGCGCAUGACGAAUUUCGGAAGCACCCAAAUCCAGUCUGUCAUGCUGUUUGGGCAAAGAAGACUCCUCCUGUCGUGCUACUCUGGCAGAACAUUGUAUACCCCUAAACAGGCUUGCAAUCGGUCUCAUUUGCCUGCUCCCCAAUACAGGCCUUCAGUGCCGUACAUUUUAUGCAUCACAAAUUUUUCGACUUUGUCGAUUUCGAUCCUGACACAUCCAUACCACGAGGGAUUCCCAACGCAGGCCGUCCGGGAAAUAUCCACAGUAAAUUUCCUGUACACGUACAAAUGCAGUCUCUGCAUGACAAAAGUUGCCUUCAAUCCUAGUCUAGCACGACAAGUUGGACACUGCAAGUUAGCGAAAUUUGUAAUGCAUUUUGUACAUGUACGGAAAAUUUACAUUGCAUAGGAAAUCCGCUGCUUGAAGAAGGUCGUGCACCCGAAUGUCGUAAGGCUCCACGACGUUUGUAUCGGGUUACCCGAUUUGCAGCAGGAACACAAUCAGUUCACAUCGAAGGUUUAUCUCGUUUUCGAAUUCGUCGAGCAUGACCUCAGUGGGCUGAUCCGGGCGAGGAAGGGCGUGCUCGAUUUAGCGGAGGCCAAAUGUUUGGCGCGGCAGAUGCUGGACGGGCUGGUGUAUUUGCACGGGAAAAACCUGAUGCAUCGGGAUUUGAAGUUGUCAAAUUUGCUACUCUCCAAGUCUGGCGAGGUGAAAAUCGCGGAUUUCGGACUCGCCCGGACGGUGGAGGUCGUGGAGAAUUAUACCUCGACGGCGUCCCAAAUAGGAGUGUUCAACAGGGCAGGUGCUGGCGCAAGCAGCAGCUCGGGUGCAUCAUCUUCCGCAGUGGGCAGGAACACAGCAGCACGAGAUCACAGCAGCAGAGGUGGAGUAGAAUCAGGUGCAAGUUCCGCCAACGCGAAUCCGCAACGAGACGUGGAAAACCCCCCUUUCACUAACAAGGUUGUGACUCUCUGGUACCGGGCCCCGGAGCUCGUUCUCGGCAGCAAAUAUUACUCCCUGGGCAUCGACACGUUUGCGGCUGGGUGUGUUUUAGCGGAAUUAGUCACCGGGAGAGUGCUCUUCCGCGUCCAAAAUGAGCAGCAACUACUGGAAUUGCAGGUUCGGCAACUGGGCACUCCGCCGAGACAUUUGUACAAACAGGACCCGAUUACUUACCCCCUGGCGUUUGACAACAGCAAGAUUUCCCAGUUUCUGAACCAGACACUGCAGACUGUACCACCGCAGCCGCCGCGGAUCGAGGAGUAUUUGUUCCAGAUUCUCCGAGACCGGAACAUCCCAACGGAUAAUUUCUCGGCCCGAGCCUCGAGUUCCAUGGCGGGGUUACCCGUCCGGGGCGGGCACCAAGCGAGACUGCAGGCCGCGAGCGCUACGUCCGCCGGUGGAGCAAAUUCGAAACGGUUUCAACAGUUGACGCAAGUGAUUCUGGGGCUGCUGCAUUGGGACGCGAGUAAACGGUUUUCCGCGGAAGACGCAUUUAACCACGCGUUUUUCACGGACGAACACCCUUUGCCCUGUAAAGCGUCGGAUUUGCGAUUGGACAUGGGCGAGUCCUUUCACGGGUAUACGGCGAAAAGGAGGAGGGUGAACUAGGAACUAGAAGUAGGAGGGCCACGACCCACUUGCGGUGCACGAACAAAUGAACAUACGCUGGACCAGGAGCUAGUACUGGUCUAGUUGUACAACUUUAAUGUCUUCCACAACAAGCGACAAAAGUGAUUUCGCUCCUAGUAACGCAAAAUGAAAUGAUAAAAUUUUCAAUCUGUGGAAUGAGUCACUAUUUCGGCCGC
Amoebophrya sp. A120 is the source of this 2161-nucleotide messenger RNA. The record is from the annotation of a GenBank genome assembly. Lineage: Eukaryota; Dinophyceae; Syndiniales; Amoebophryaceae.